AUGGCAAACCGUUCUGAUACACGUCAAGAUGAGCCUGAUUUGAAUCGCCGAUCAAAGAGGAAUACGCCAUUUCUAGGUCCUCAAUUCAGGCGCAAAGGUGCCAAAGAACCUUUCAGUCGAAAGAAAGCUGGGAACAGUCCAGCUCCUAGUGACGGAGAAAACAAGAAGCGCACUGGUCCACAGCGCAGAAGGAUUCAAGUUGCAUGUAAACGGUGCCGUAGACGGAAAAUCAAGUGCAGUGGUGAUCCAGGCGAUGGUCAAGGGUGCUCGAACUGCAAAAAUUCGGGUACUCCAGACUGUCAAUUUCUCAGGGUCAAUUCAUCCGAACUUCAGCCUAGAUCAAGUUAUCCUAGCUGGCUAUAUUCGGCAUCGAGUACACCUUCCCUCCUGGGCUCGACUUACGGUAAUAGUCAGCAGCCAGCUUCCAAAGGUGCUACAUUAUCGACGCUCCAAGCAACAAGUUCAUCUCUGCGUCAACCAAACUAUGGACUAGGGACGCACGCCGAGCGUCGUUCAUCCACGAGGAACAGCUUUGCCGGCAGUGUCCGGGGAGACUAUGAAAGUGACUCCAUGGCCGCACAAUCGAUGCAAUCGCCCGCGUAUCUGCUGCCGCAUUCCAACUCGAGUGCAAUGCAAAGAUACUGCGAGUACCCGGAUAUCACUCGAUUGAGCUAUUCUAGUCCAACUUUCACGAGAGCUCAGGUCGGAACACUCUAUCCAGAUCACGAUCUCUUGAGUCCGCUAGCGCAGACAGAAUAUUCAUACCCUGAGCCUUCCCAUGCUUCGCUAUCUGCUGAUAUUCCUCCUCUCUUUCCUGCACUUGAAUCUUUGUCCAGUGGUCAAGGAUACGAUCGAACCUUGCCCGAUCCUACUAGCAGAAGUCAGCUGUCGACCAAUUCUAUGGCGACUGCUUCAUCAUCGGAAAUACCUCCGUCAUCGUCAUCACACUUCCCAUCAGAGAUAAAUGGAAAGUCUAGGAACCGGUGGCUAUCUCAGAACGAGGCGUCACCGAGAAGCCAGGCUUCGACACGGACUAUCUCGAGUGUCACUGGUAUCGUGAACCCUAUGGACCACAUGAAGGCAGCUUCAACUGCUCAUGACGUGAUUUUCAAGUACAUGACGAUGGGGAGCAGCGUUCCUCCACCUCCAGUCGCGUCCGAUACGUUCAGUGAGGAUAGAGCAAACACCGCCGAUGACUAUCGCACACAUGCAGAUACCGAGCUUACCAGAAGUCUGUCCAGAGAUGAUGAUUCUCUGCUUUCUGUCGAGAGCUGUAGCCCACAGAUGUAUGGCUACAGCACCAAUGAGAACUCUGGACGUCGCUCUCGAAUGGAAGCAUCCCCUUCUUCAGCUACCUUGGUGAAUGGACUGCAAUAUACUCGUGUUAGGCGGCCUGACAAUCCCAGUCUUUUGCCCUAUGGUUUGGUUCAUUCUGAGACUGCAUUGGACUUCCGCGCCCCCUCAGAUAUCCACAAGACAUCCAUACCUUCAGUCAGUAAUACCACCGGUUGCUAG
Molecule: messenger RNA, 1515 nt
Organism: Paecilomyces variotii
Lineage: Eukaryota; Fungi; Ascomycota; Eurotiomycetes; Eurotiales; Thermoascaceae
Exons: 3
Coding region: 1-1515 (504 amino acids)
Biological process (GO): regulation of DNA-templated transcription
Molecular function (GO): DNA-binding transcription factor activity, RNA polymerase II-specific; zinc ion binding
Source: RefSeq, a predicted model, not a curated record